AUUUAUAUUACGUCUAUAAAUUUAGUAAACAAAUACAUUUGUGAAUCGUAAACGCGCAAUUUUCCCGAGUAAUCCUCCGCACGUGAAUAAUCGCGCGCUCGUCACGUGACUGUCGUUUGCAGUCAUGGCGGACGACUACAGACGAAGCGUCGAGCUGGAGAGGAGGAUUUUUGAGUUGGAUAACAAGUGUGCCACACUUCGGGUGGAGAAACCAGAUGAUGAUUAUUUACAGAAUGCAUCUUCCAUAUUAGACAAGUUGAAAACCUUUUACAGACAUGGAGGAGAGAGCAGCAGCCUCCCUAAACUUCUGCAGGAUUACACACAGGUUGUCUUGGACAUUACGUUCUAUGAGGAAAACAAGCUUGUAGAUCAGGAGUUUCCCGAAGAUACUUCUCCUUUUAAAAUUCAGCAGUUACUACAGGACUUGACAGAGCCAGAGGUUUUAGCAGGGCGACUGGUACCUUCUCAAGAGGUGCAGUCUGUGCUGGGGCUGGAGCUCUUGGAGUGCCUAUACUGGAGGCGUGGGGCAUUAUUAUAUAUGUACUGCCACACACUGCACCAGCGCAAGCAGUGGAUCAAGAAGAACAAAGCCACAUUCCUUAAGUGUCUUCAAGAAGGUGUGCGUUACCUUAUGAGAAUGUUGCAAGUGAGGAACUCGGUGAAGCUGAACGAUGGUGUGGUUUUUCAUGACUCUGCGACCGCCAAUUUUCUGGCAGAAGGUAUCUUUUCUGAUACUCACUUGCUUACAAUGAUGUACAUUGGUGAGAUGUGCUUCUGGGCAGUAAAAUAUGAGGACUGCAGCAUGGAUAGCACAGAACGAAAAGAGGACAGGCUUCAUUUCCGGGACAUCGGCACACAAAUCCUGCAUAAGUAUGUGCUGGCAUGUGAGGGGCCGCUUCAGGGUCAGGGCUGGAACACAGAGAACGCCAAGGAGAUCCUAAGUAUUUUACAGUAAACCUGGCCAGAGGUUUAAGGAGGGGUUCACAAAAUGUCAUUGUUCUGAAGCUAGCAAAAAAGCAAACAAACAAAAAAAAUUAAAAAGAAAAAACUGAAAACAAAAAAGGCACUUAUCUUCCAAUCCAGAUUUGUUUUCUGGAUGUGUGUUUUCGCUGAGAAUGUUGAAUAAUACUUCUAAUGUAAAAUAUAAACAAAUAACUAUUUGUUUAAGAAAAAAUAUUCCAGCCGAGAAACGUCACGCUACUCUCUUUAUUUAUUUUAAUUUUUAUUUAUUUAUUUUUAAUUACAUUUAUAUAUGUCAUUUAUAUAUGUUAAAAGAAAUGGUACAAAGGAGCGGGAGAAAUGCAAAUAUAUGUUGCAAAUUUAAGUAUUCAUGACCAUUUUUAUGUAUGGCCCUUUUCUUUUUAAUAACACAUUUGUAUGACACCUUUUGCUUUUUAAAAGUUGCAUCUUUAUUUCUUUUGAUGACAAGAUGUAAUGCUCACAGAUGGAAAUUUGGAUAUUUUGAUAGUGCAAUUUUAAAAGCUGAACUUUUUGGUCAUAUUCGUUUGGAAAAGUUCAUUGUUCGUUUUUUAUGUCUUCAUGGAAAAUAAAUUUUGGGUUAAGAAAUGUGAAUGUAUCACUGUCAGUAAAUGCUUGUAAACACCAUUAGUUCAUCUUAAGUGUAAGCAUUGAUGUGAAACAAACACACCAUGCUUUUGCUGAAACACAAGUGCAUUUAUCUUGCUAAAUUUCAAAGUGAUGCUUGUAUACUAACAGAGGUAAUAAAGUAAAAAGCUAAUAACAAUA
This is a messenger RNA of Paramisgurnus dabryanus, 1746 nucleotides long. RefSeq names its product rab7a interacting mon1-ccz1 complex subunit 1 (gene rimoc1). Lineage: Eukaryota; Metazoa; Chordata; Actinopteri; Cypriniformes; Cobitidae. Gene Ontology annotation, biological process: mitophagy. The record is from RefSeq and is a predicted model, not a curated record.